AUGAAUUGGUACAAAAUUUGAAGAGUAGAGCAGUAACUAACCGUGGUAAGAUUGGUGAGGUAAGAAAGAAGAGGAAGCGGUGAGAGGAAAAAACGCGUUGGAGGGCUCAAACACGGUUUUCUCGGGCCAGGUGGGUUUGACCAUUGGUUGCCGAAAACCGAAGCCGUCCUCGGAAAGAGCCCACUUUCCCACACCCCACCCAGCCCAUCCCUCUAAUUUUGUUUCUUUCAAACAUUUCUCACCAAUUACUACUCUCACGACAUAAACAUUUACAUAUGUCCCUUCCACACUCUCUCUCACUGGACACUUGUUUCUUCCUCUUUUUCUUUUUCUCUUUCUCUCUCGCUACUCUCUUUCUCAUUCUUUUUCCAUGGACCCCAAGGACGAAUUUGAACUCACAGGGACCACUUUCUCUCAGUUACUAUUCGGAGAUGACCUUGAUGCAACAACACCUGCAUUGCCUCUCCCUCACCACCACUGCUCUUACGAUCACCACUCCCUCUCCUCUUCCCCUCUUUUCUCCUUUCACAAGCCACCCAAAAUGCUAUGCUUUGGAGACCAUGAAACCAUACCCCACAUUCCUCCCACCAUCGUCACCCCUCAGAAAUCUGUCAUCACUUCCAGUGACUCCUCUUCUGCUUCCUCCUCCAACUACACCAACACCGCCUUCACUUCCCUCCCCAAGUCCACUAGUUUGCAGAAAAAGCGGAAUGGGUUGGGACAAGAAUCAGUCACCAAGGUGGGUGUUGGAGGCCAGAGACAAACUAAAAAGACCAAAGCAGAGAAUCCCACCUCAACCGGACAUGCAAAGAGGAAGGAGAAGCUUGGGGAAAGAAUUGCAGCGUUACAACAGCUUGUUUCUCCCUUCGGCAAGACAGAUACAGCAUCGGUGCUUCACGAGGCCAUGGGAUAUAUAAGGUUUCUUCACGACCAAGUUGAGGUCCUGUGCUCUCCUUACUUGCAAAGCUUGUCAUCGUCACACCACGAACACCAGCACGGUGAAGAAGGAGAAAAGAAGAAAGAGGAAGUGAAGAAGGACUUGAGGAGUAGGGGUCUGUGCUUGAUCCCAGUGGGAUGCACCGUACACGUGGCGAGUAGCAACGGUGCUGAUUUUUGGUCAGCUGGUGCAAUAGGGAACAAAGUUUCACCAUCAGGGAAGAAGUAGUGAAAAGAAAGGAAGAUGAAUGAAUCGUUUUGAAAAUUUGUAGCCUUUUGGGAAAUGGGUUCCUAUGUCUGCCCAAAUUGGAGUUGUACUCAAUAUGACAGCUUAUCUGGAGAUGGAUGGGUAAGGAGGUAAACUGCAGGAAAUGGCAAAGAGGGAUAACAAUUAACAAGAGUGGUUCAAAGUUCACACAUGAGGUACAAAUCAGAGGUCAUCAUUUUGUCCUUAAAUAUGUAACAUCUCUUUUUGAGGUCCUUUUCUCAGGACAACAACUAUAUCUAUAUAUCUAUAUAUAUAUUAUCAUUAUUCUAUACAUCAAACCAACCAAAUAUUUUAUCUAGGAUUUAGGGACCCUCAACUACCACUCUACCAUUCCUUAUAUUUUUAUUAUAUAUUUUCUCUCUAUAUUUCGCUUCAAAUUUCACCUGUGUCCAUCGAAACAAUCGUGUUAAGGUAUAUUAUUGUGGGUGUCGUCUCAUUUUGUAGUGUUCUACAAAAUAAUAUUACGACAACAGAAUAUCCGCGAAUACGCGUGAUAUUAUGUCACCAUUCGUAACAGGGUGAUCGUUGGUAUGAAUGGGAUAUCGGAGUUAUAUAGCAAUUUUUCUUCCAACAUUAUUAAAAGGGAAAAUCACGAUUUGUAAU
This is a messenger RNA of Vigna radiata var. radiata (mung bean), 1807 nucleotides long. Its product is annotated as transcription factor bHLH113. Gene Ontology annotation, biological process: regulation of transcription by RNA polymerase II. The transcript is spliced from 5 exons. Gene Ontology annotation, cellular component: nucleus. Gene Ontology annotation, molecular function: DNA-binding transcription factor activity, RNA polymerase II-specific; RNA polymerase II cis-regulatory region sequence-specific DNA binding; protein dimerization activity. The record is from RefSeq and is a predicted model, not a curated record. NCBI's taxonomy places the organism in Eukaryota, Viridiplantae, Streptophyta, Magnoliopsida, Fabales, Fabaceae. The coding region runs from base 371 to 1165 and encodes 264 amino acids.